AUGACCGAUACGACCACGACCAAAUACCACUUCACCCUUCUUGCACCGCCUGGAGGACUGCCACUCUCCCAGGAUUGGCUUGAGAGAAUGACGCUUGUUCGUGACCGCACCAUUCAAAUUAUUUUUGCCACGUCGAAAAGAUAUUAUGACACUAUAUAUAUACAUAUAAGACUGCCUGUAUUGCUGUAUUUCAGAAACAUCCAUGAACAGAAUAUCAACAGUAGCGUUGACAUCGACUCAUCAGCUGUAGACUUUGAAAUCAAGCAGAAGGACGGGACCCCUGUCUCCAGCUCCGCCGCUGUGUCUUUAGAUGACCAGCUCACCUUUGAGUUUGUCGGGAAACAAACGUGCAGCUACAGAUACUACCCGCGUAAGUCCAGACAAUCGAAACCUAGCGCCGUGCUCGCAGACACAGAUCUAGACACCUGCAGGGCAGCUUGUUCCAGCGAUCCCACCUGUGUCUCCUUUCAAUUCUAUGUACUUGCGAAAAAUGACGUGGUGCAAUGCACGAAGUUCAAGAAACCGGCUGACUUAUUAAUCGACUUUUAUACGGACCAUUAUGAAAAAAAUUGUACUAUAGGCAGUAACCCAUGCUCGUACGUAGAGUAUCCUGACAAAGAAGGUCCUCGUGGUGAACAGAUAGUAGACGUACAAGAUCUCACUGAAUGCAAGGCCAAGUGUGACACUGAUUCCAAUUGUACUUCAUUUGACUUCCACGUGGCAGACAUAUUUGUAAAAUGCCACUUAUACACCAAACCAGUUGUUGACGGCUUGUUUGACUGCAAAAUGCACUAUUAUACGUCCGAGUGUUCAGCAUUUCGAGUAGAGUCGUGUACGGCAUCUAACGGUCAAACGGGUCAAGACCAGGAUACUCUGAAGCUCAUUGACCACAGCUGCCCUUCGGGUGAGGUGGGAAAACUGAUGGAACAAGCUCCAACCAAAGUGAAUGACACCACGGUUACAUUCAAACUGCACCCAUUCAAGUUCAAUAAGGUCAACGCCAUCACAGUAACCUGCACGGUCAAAGUGUGCCCCGCGGGAACUGCCGCGGAGUGUGAAGCACUUAACUGCAGUAGCCAGCCUAAUCGGAAACGAAGAUCGACGGAAAUCUCCGAUGAAACCGUUAGAAAGACUUUCAUCAUCCUGGAUCCAAAUCUCCAGUUGACAAGACCCCAUGACUCUUCGAAGGAAUCCUCUGUUUCUGUGGAUGACGUCACAACCCCGAUUGUGGCUGGUGUUGCCAUGGUGAUAAUUCUGCUGCUUGCCAUCAGCAUUGUGGUCUUGUUGGUUGUCAAGAAGAAAAGGAUCCAACGGGAAGUCUCAGGAAGAUGGUGUGAACAAGCAAACCAUUUAAUCACUAAUCAGAGAAAUGAGAAACACGUCUGAUUGUCGCAGAAGACAGAUUAAAGAACAGCGCUAGGUUAAACAUAUAAGACUGUAUUUAGAGGAUUUUCCUAAAUAUAUAUUUGGUUUGCAUUCGUUCCACCGCUUUUUGCUAUCAAAUCCUUGUAAGUCAAAAUUUUUUAACGGAUAUAAAAUAUAUAUAUUUAUGUGAAAAGAUUUCAAGUAAGAAUCGAAUGAUGAUGCUUGAAAACCUCAAAGUAAAACCAGCGACUACGUAUAGGAGCUGUUGAACCUUUUUCUGAUAUUAAUAUUGAAAAUAUUGUUUGACAAAAUGUACAUUUAAAAAUUACGUAAGACAAUUACUUUCAUUUCAUUGAACGUUGUUGGGUGGGGUAUGUACAUGACACUGUUGACAGGCGUGGCCAAAUUUUGCUUGGUUUCAUGACACCACUAGAGCAAAUUGAUUUAUUAAUCGUCAGAAUUGGAUGUUAAACAUUUGAUGAUUCUGAUAUUUAGUAAUCCUGACCUUUAGUCUUCAAUGGAAUCUCGCUAUAUUUUUCCAUUAGCAUGAAGGACAUUUUCAUACGCACUUUCCCAAAGGCAGGACAACACAUACCACGGUAUUUGUUAUUACUUGUGAGGUUUGAAUAAACACAGAACAUGGACUUUUGUAACCGUGAAUAUUUACUUCUUUUUGUCAAGUACAUGAAACAAACAUAACAUCAUGACAUCUUCCAACGCCUCUGCCAUGGACCUGAUCAACUUAAUUAAUUUUCGAUCUACAAAAUCUUGACUUACAGGGUUUUAUAAUAGCACCAAUUUUAUUUUAUGUAGUUCUUAAUCCAGAAUUUAUAACACUUUUUAUGUAACUAAUUUCAAUAAAUAGUUCAGCUUU
Messenger RNA from Gigantopelta aegis, 2239 nucleotides. RefSeq lists its product as uncharacterized. The record is from RefSeq and is a predicted model, not a curated record. Gene Ontology annotation, cellular component: cell surface. The coding region runs from base 1 to 1386 and encodes 461 amino acids. Lineage: Eukaryota; Metazoa; Mollusca; Gastropoda; Neomphalida; Peltospiridae. The transcript has 8 exons.